Molecule: messenger RNA, 790 nt
Organism: Notothenia coriiceps (black rockcod)
Lineage: Eukaryota; Metazoa; Chordata; Actinopteri; Perciformes; Nototheniidae
Product: serine/threonine-protein kinase DCLK2-like
Exons: 2
Biological process (GO): intracellular signal transduction; retina development in camera-type eye; photoreceptor cell development
Cellular component (GO): axoneme
Source: RefSeq, a predicted model, not a curated record
CUGUCGGUCUCUCCUCCCUCUGCUGCAGCCGCCAUGCUGCUGUAGGUCUCCGUGCAUCCCGGUCCGGUGUCUCUCUCCUCCCCGCCACUUCAUCUCUGAAUCCCGGGUUAGCAGGCUCGGUUGUAGCUGUCUGGAUCCACCGGAACCUGAACGCAACACCGGUGAUGGAGGGAUGAGAGGACGCUGAGGGACAAAGUGUGACACCAACAACCGGCCGGAGAACCAGGACUAUAAGCCCUUGGUGUAAAGAAAGCAGUUCCAGAAGACAGGAGUCAUUGUUCACCGCUGUUGGACGAUGCAUCCUGUGUAGCCAAGACUCUUUUUGAACGUUUCUGGUCCAGUUUUGUCACCGCCAUGUCUUUGAGUAAGACCCUCGAGUUGGAGCACUUUGACGAACGCGACAAAGUUCGCCGAGGACGAUCCACCCGAACCAAAAGAGAUGAUACAACAUCUGGAAGAGGAGGAGGAGGGUCCGGUCCAAAUUCCCGGGCCAGCAGUUUGGUCCCGAGUCCGGCCCACAGCGCUAAUUGUAGCUACUACAGAACCAGGACCCUGCAGACGCUAACCUCGGAGAAACGAGCCAAAAAAGUCCGGUUUUAUCGCAACGGAGAUCGGUACUUCAAGGGUUUGGUGUACGCGGUGUCCAGCGAUCGGUUCAGGUCCUUCGAUGCACUGCUGAUGGAGCUAACGCGCUCUCUGGCAGAUAAUUUGCAUCUUCCACAAGGGGUUCGUUCGAUCUACACGAUAGAAGGCGGGAAGAAGAUCACCAGCAUGGACGAACUGAUGGAAG